CCGCUGGGAGCGGAAGCGGGGGGGGUGGCAGCGGACGGGCGGGCGAUGCCACUGCACCGGUACGCGCCGCGGCUGUGGCCGGCCCUGCGGCUGCGGGAGGGCAUCUGUGCGCGGCUGCCGGCGCACUACCUGGCCCAGCUGCAGGACGACACGCCGCCCACGCCCGUACACUGGCGGCCGCUGGGCGUGCGGUACCGGCGGAACCCGCGCACCGGGGAGCGGGAGAGGGUGCAGGACGUGCCGGUGCCCGUGUACCUGCCGCGCGCUGCACACGAGGGGCUCUGGGGCGGCGAGGGUUGGAUCCGCGGCUUCCGAUAUGCUCGUAAUGACAAGCUCUCCACCAGGCUGCCCAAAACGUGGAAGCCACAGCUCUUCGAGCGGCAGUUCUACAGCGAGAUCCUGGACACCACCCUGACCAUCACCGUCACCAUGCGGACACUAGACCUUAUUGAUGAGGCCUAUGGCUUCGACUUCUACAUCCUCAAGACUCCAAAAGCUGAUAUGGGCUCGAAGCUCGGGAUGGAUUUGAAGCGAACAAUGCUGCUGAGACUUGCACGGCGGGAUCCAAAACUGCAUCCUGAUGAUCCAGCCAGAAGAGAGGCGAUCUAUAAUAAGUACCAGGAAUUUGCAAUCCCAGAAGAGGAAGCUGAAUGGGUUGGCUUGAGUUUAGAAGAAGCAAUAGAAAAACAGAGACUCCUAGAAAAAAAGGACCCUGUCCCACUCUUUAAGGUAUAUGCUGAAGAGCUUGUCAACCAACUGAAAGAGCAGGCACUGCAGAAGCAGUAGGUGGAAGAGACCUUUGGCACAAAACCCCUGCCACAGAUCAAGCUGUAGGGGUCAGUGAGUCUUCUGUCUGAACCAUGUUGCGUGGAAGGGGCCAUGUGAAGAGCGUACCCAGGGCAUGUUGCAGUUACUGAAGUCUAACAACGGCCUGAAUUCCAUGAGAAAUCCUUCCUGUGGACUGUGGAAAGAACUUCUGUCCUGUGGCCUCUGAAAGUGUUCUUGUAAGACUGACUUAGCAUGGUUCUUCUGCCUUUCCAAGUAGUUGGCUGCUCUUGAGAGUUUGAUCACAAUAUAAAAUGAAAUACACGUUUUGGGAACGUCAGUAAA
Molecule: messenger RNA, 1110 nt
Organism: Falco peregrinus (peregrine falcon)
Lineage: Eukaryota; Metazoa; Chordata; Aves; Falconiformes; Falconidae
Gene: MRPL28
Product: mitochondrial ribosomal protein L28
Exons: 5
Coding region: 46-786 (246 amino acids)
Cellular component (GO): mitochondrial large ribosomal subunit
Molecular function (GO): structural constituent of ribosome
Source: RefSeq, a predicted model, not a curated record